Messenger RNA from Entamoeba dispar SAW760, 5919 nucleotides. Its product is annotated as protein serine/threonine kinase, putative. Gene Ontology annotation, molecular function: protein kinase activity; ATP binding. The coding region runs from base 1 to 5919 and encodes 1972 amino acids. The transcript is spliced from 3 exons. The record is from RefSeq and is a predicted model, not a curated record. NCBI's taxonomy places the organism in Eukaryota, Evosea, Mastigamoebida, Endamoebidae. Gene Ontology annotation, biological process: protein phosphorylation.
AUGCUACUAUUCGUUUUUGUGGUUACAUUACUGUCUAAAAAAAUAGGCUGUCCUGAGAACUGUACUGAAUGUAAUGAAGGUUUUCCUAUUUGCUAUAAUUGUAAGAAUAAUUAUAAGUUAGAUAAUGGUGUUUGUAAGGCAUGUGGUGAUUAUUUUCCUAAUUGUAAAAAAUGCAAUUCACCUGAUAACACUUGGACUAUCAGUUGUGGUUUGUGCAAUGAUGGAUAUUAUCUUGUUGAUGGUAAGUGUAUCAAAUGUCCUUCUAGUUGUGAGAAUGGUCUUUGUUCAAAUGAGGGUGUUUGUUACAAUUGUAAAAGUGGAACUAUAUUUAAUAGUGAGAGGCAAUGUGUUGUUCCUUCAUCUGCACACUGUUUAAAAUCAGAAAACGAUUGGUGUAUUUCUUGUGAAAGUAAUUAUCAACUCAUUAAUGGGAAGUAUUGUUUAAAGUCUGUUGGUUGUUGGGAAGGUGCCAUUAAAGUGCGUGAUGGUUUUUGUAUUAGUGCUAUUGAUGCUCACUGCCGAGGGAAUGGUAAUUAUCAGUGUUGGGAUUGUAUGUUAGGGUAUAUAAAGAAUGGAAGUUAUUGUGCACGAGUAGAAUAUGUUGUAGAAAAUUGUAAGGCAUCAAAAGUGUUAUAUGGGUCUACUGUUUGUUCAGUAUGUGAGGAUGGUUUCUAUCCUUCUGGUUUUGAUUGUAAAAAUUGCUCUGAUAUUGUUGGGUGUUCUAGUUGUAUGAGCCAAACAACAUCGAAUCAACUUGGUGUUAAAGAAUGUACAGUUUGUUCAUCUGGAUAUUUAGAAGAUAAUCAAUGUAUUACAAUACCAAAUUGUAAAGAAUAUGAGUCUAAUAAAUGUGUCACUUGUUUAGAUUCUUAUCUUUUAGAAAAUAACAUUUGUGUUGCUGCUUCAACCAAAAAUUGUAAAAGAAGUAGUCAGAACAUUUGUGUUGAAUGUACUGAUGGUUAUUAUUUAACUUCAUCUUCUAUUUGUCAAUCUUGUAGUACUUUUAAUGGAAAUGGUGAGUGUUAUACUUGUAGCACUAAUUCAUGCACAUUAUGCGAUAGGAAUAUGACGAUUAGUAAUGGAGUGUGUCAGCCUUGUUCUAAAUUAUUUCAUUGUAAAUUAUGUGACUCAUCAAGUGAUAGAUGCUCUGUGUGUGAGAAUGGAUAUUAUCUCUCAAACACACAAGAAUGUACACUAUGUCCAAAUUCAUGUAGUUCAUGCUCAUCAGAGAAAGAAUGUUCUGAAUGUAAUUCUGGGUAUUAUUUAGAUGGAACUACAUGCAAAAAAUGUAGUGAUAUUCCGGGAUGCCAAGAUAACCAAUGUACAACAAACGGAUUAUGUACUCAGUGUGUGAACAAUUCUUAUAUAUUAGAAUCAGGAAAAUGUACACCAUGUUCUUCUAAAUACCAAAAUUGCUCUACGUGUAAUUCAACCUCUUGUCUUAGUUGCAAUUCAGAUCAUUAUCCAGCAUCUCCAAUUCAUUGUUUGUCAUGUAAUUCAUUGACUGGUUGUAUUGAUUGUAGUCAAACAGAAAAAUCUUGCAACAAAUGUUCUAAUGACUAUUUCUUAAUUGGUAAAACAUGUAAGACAUGUUCUCAAAUAGAUCCUAAUUGUGAAUCGUGUAGUUCAACUACAAAUAAAUGUUCUGUUUGUAAGAAAGGUUAUACUUUAUUAAAUUCUGUAUGUACUUUGUGUUCUGUAGCUAUUCCUAAUUGUGAUCUCUGUUCUCCAUUGGAAUUAGUUUGUCAAGAAUGUAAGAAUGAAUAUUAUUAUCCUAAUAUAUCAGAAUGCCUUCCAUGUUCUCAACUAACUGAUAAUUGUUCUAUUUGUUCCAAGGAAAGUCAAUGUCUGGGUUGUGAAUCGUCAAAGAAUGUAUAUUUGAAUACAACAACUAACACUUGUGACUCUUGUCAUAAUAUUGCAAACUGCGAGAUUUGUGAUUCUAAUGGGAGAUGUAGUAAAUGCAAUUCAAACAAAUUCCGUAUUUCUGAUGGAAAGUGUGUUAGUUGUAACGAUGGUACUGAUUUUAUUGGGUGUUCUAAAUGUGACCCUUCAUCAAGUACAAUAUGCACAGAAUGUACUGAUGGAUAUUAUCUUCACUCUUCUCAAUGUUUGAAGUGUUCUUCUAAUUGUGCUAAAUGUAACUCUUCAUCUUGUUCUUUGUGUUCAUCAGGAUUUUUGAAUAUCAAAGGUGAUUGUGUUACUUGUGAGUCUGUAGGAUGUUUAGAAUGUGAUUCUACUUUAAAUAAAUGUUCUAUUUGUAGCCCUGGAUUUAGUUUACAUGAUGGAUAUUGUGUUGGUUGUAGUACUAUUAAUAAUUGUAAAAUUUGUUCUUCAAAUAAUUGUUCAGAGUGCAAUACUGGGUAUUAUCUUGAUGAAAGUAGUUGUAAACCAUGUGAUGAUUCUUGCACUACAUGUACUAAAACCGAAGAGAAGUUAAUAUGUAAAGAAUGUUUAGAAGGAUAUUAUUUAUCUUCAGAUACAUGCAUUAGUUGUGGUGAAUAUUGCCUUUCAUGUGAUGACAAUAAUGGUUGUUUGAAUUGUAAAUCUUCAUAUACACUUAAUGCAACAAAGGGAUGUGAAUUAUGUGGAACUGUUAUUAGUGGAUGUUUAAAAUGUUCAACUACCUCGACUGAAUGCUUGGAAUGUUUAACAGGAUAUUAUUUAGACUCAAAGAAAUGCGUCAAAUGCGAUAUCAAUGAUUGUGUUACAUGUUCUGGACCAAACACAUGUACUUUGUGCUCUAAAAGUACUGUAUUACAAAGUGGUAAAUGUGUUACAUGUCCUGACGGAACAAUUAUAAAUGAAGAUAGUACUAAAUGUGUCCAAUGUAACUCUUAUAUUCCAAAUUGUAGUUUCUGUAAUUCAAGGACAGAAUGUUUUAUAUGUAGUGAUGGGUUUUAUUUAACUAACAAUGGAGGAGAAUGUAAGCCUUGCAAUGGGAAAGUAAUUCGACCAAAUGAGUGUGUAGAAGCUCCAGAGCAUUGUACGAUUUAUAUAUCAAAUACAACGUGUCUUAAAUGUGAACAGAAUUAUGUUUUAAGAUCAGGAAAAUGCACGUUAUAUUCUAAUGAAGAGUAUUGUAUUCAACAUGAUAGUGAAGAUGAAAUUGGUUGUGACAAUUGCUUAUCGUCUAUUUCACCAAGUGGUAUUUGUGAUGCAUUUACAAGAACUACCUCUUUAUCAUUCUUUAAUCAAACUUCAGGUGAAGGAGUAGGUUAUUAUGAACUACCAACAAUAUCUACUUAUAAACAAGAAACUUCUCAAUGUUUGUUUGAGUGGAGAGGAAAGUGUUGGAAGUGUAAAGAUGGAUAUUAUAUGAAUAGUGAGAGUGUGCCUCAAUGCAGUAUCUGUAACGAUUCGUGUGAAAGUUGUGUUUUACCUUCAAUAUUAGAAGGAACUAAAUGCCUUAACUGUAAUUCUUCUUCUGGAGUUGUAGAUGGAAACAGUAUUAGUCCAGUAUGUUCUGAUGACACUCACUGCACUCAAUUUAAAGGUGUCACUUGUUCUUCAUGUGAAAAAAACUAUUAUCUCCAUAGAAACAAAUGUACUAUUUGUAAACCUAAUUGCGAUAGUUGUAUUCCUUCUUCUGAAUCACCAGAAUCAUCAAUAUGUCUUAUAUGUUCUUCUGGUUAUUAUAAAACAAACGAUGGAAUAUGCAACAAAGCUCAAGAUGAUUGUGCCAUAAUUUCAACAAUAACAACAAUGUGUGCAAAAUGUAUUGAAGGAAAAAAAUUAGAUGAAAACGGAAAUUGUAUUGAUAUUAUUGAAGAGAGUUGUGGGUUUAUUGUUGGAGGGAAAUGUCAAGAAUGUUUAGAAGGGUAUAAUUUAUUAAGAAAUGAAACUGGAACUUGGGUAUGUAAUUCAAGUCAAGACUUUGAGUAUUGCACAGACACAACAACUACUGGUUGUUUGAGGUGUGAAGAAGGUAAGUUUUUAGACCAAUACAAUUUAUGUCAGGUGUGUGAUCUAAAUUGUGCAACUUGUUAUGGAACUAAAACCAAUUGUACAACAUGUAAUUUUGGAUAUAAAUUAACAGAAAAUAAUACCUGUGAAUCUCUUGGCUCAUUGGUAGAAAGGUGUGUAACAUUUUUCCCUGAUGCCUCAGGUUGUGCAAUAUGCAAAGAUGGCUUUUACCAAAUAUAUAAAAGUUGUGCUCCAUGUAACGAAUCAUGUUUGACCUGUAAUCAAAAUGCAUUUAAUUGUCUUUCUUGUAACUUUACUGGAGGUUAUUAUUUCGAUAUAGAAACGUCAAAGUGUUUGUCCAAUAAAACAUUAGACUAUUGUGUUGCCUCAGAAUAUGAUGGAUGUGUGACUUGUGAAAGUGGCACAUACCUAUCACUAACUUAUAAAAAAUGUUAUAAAUGUAAUAGCACUUGUUCUCAAUGCACCAACUCUGCAAAUCAAUGUACUAAAUGUCAUGAAAAUCAUGUGUUAGAUAGUGGUAAGUGUAUACAAUAUUUAGACAUUCCAAAUUGCAUAUCAGCAUCUAACUCAAGAUGUACAUCAUGUAAAGGAUGGCAUGAACCAAGUAAAGAUGGUUCAAAAUGUGAAUAUGCAGCCAAUAAUUUAGUUCUUAUUGGUGUUCCAAUAGCAGGAUGUUUAGCAAUUAUAAUUGUUAUAAUAUUGAUAAUCAUCUUUCUCAUAUUUAUUAUUCAAACAAGAAGAAAGAAAAAAGAAAGAGAGGAGAAGAUUUGUGAAUUUGAUAUGAGUCGUUGUAAUAUAUUAUUUGAAGAUGUGGAUAAAGAAAGUGGGUUAUGUGUUAAUAAAAAAGAACUUACAUUUACUAUUGAUAGAAUGACUGACACUAUUCCAGUUGGAGAAGAAUCAAGGGAUUUAUUGUGUAUUGGAAAUAAAAAAUCUCAUACACUAAAAGUUCAAAUUACUACUAAAACUAAUAUUGAUAAAUAUCGUAUAAGAAGUGAUCCCUCACUAAUUACCAUCGAUAAAGGAAAAGCAGUUGAAUUUAGUAUAUUCAUUCAACCGUUAUGUACAACAACAGUAGUUGAUUCCCUUGUUCUUUUAGGAUUAGAUAUGAAGAAAGGAAAACAAUAUGAAGCUCGUAUUGGUAUUUCCUUUAAAACAGAACUAACAACACGACUUGAUUAUGAAGAAUUAAAAGAAGAAAAGAAAUUAGGAGAAGGGUCAUUUGGAAUAGUAUAUCUUGGAGAUUUUAGAGGUAAUAAAGUAGCAAUUAAGAAAAUGAAAAUAUCUCUUGAUGAAGAAAAACAAAUGGAAGAAUUUGAGAAAGAAGUAACAAUGUUAGACAAAUUUAGAAAUGAAUAUGUCAUUCAUUUCUAUGGUGCAGUAUUUAUUCAUAAUAAAAUAUGUAUGGUAACAGAAUUUGCUAAGUAUGGGUCUUUAAGUGAUUUAAUGCAUAAACAUGAAAAAAGAAUUGAAAAUAAUAUGAUCAUCAAAUUACUUUCUGAUGCAGCCCAUGGAAUUCAAUAUCUUCAUCAAAAUGGAAUAUUACAUCGUGAUAUUAAACCAGAUAAUUUCCUUGUUGUAUCACUAGAGAACAAGAUACAAGUUAAUUGUAAAUUAACAGAUUUUGGAGCAUCGAGAAAUAUUAAUAUGUUAAUGACAAAUAUGACAUUUACUAAAGGAGUUGGGACACCAAUGUAUAUGGCACCAGAAGUAUUGAAAAAAGAACACUAUAAAUUACCUUCUGAUAUUUAUUCAUUUGCCAUUACAAUGUAUGAAGUAUCAAUUUGGAGAAACCCUUUUCCAAAAGAACAAUUUAAAUACCCAUGGGAAAUUGCAGAUUUUAUAAGUGAAGGAAAACGGCCUAAAAAAGAUGAGGUCAUUGAUGAUUGGCUCUUUGAUCUGAUUGAGCAUUGCUGGAACCAAAACCCAAAAGAACGAUAUAAUGCAAAUCAAAUUGUUGACGUUUUUACAAAAAGUCUUCAAAUGAACUAA